This is a messenger RNA of Echinococcus granulosus, 1881 nucleotides long. Its product is annotated as Putative aminopeptidase W07G4.4. The record is from RefSeq and is a predicted model, not a curated record. Lineage: Eukaryota; Metazoa; Platyhelminthes; Cestoda; Cyclophyllidea; Taeniidae. The coding region runs from base 1 to 1881 and encodes 626 amino acids. The transcript is spliced from 12 exons. Gene Ontology annotation, biological process: proteolysis. Gene Ontology annotation, molecular function: manganese ion binding; metalloaminopeptidase activity. Gene Ontology annotation, cellular component: cytoplasm.
AUGCGGAUUGGCUCUUCUAUUGGCCUAGCUUAUUGGCUGAACCUCGGCAUUGCUUCUGCCAAUACGUGCCCUGAAUUGGUGGCUUUCAUUCCAUCAGCUUCUCCCUUGCCAGAAAGUCUCUAUUCUACCACCAUGUCGCUCGUUGUUGUCUGCGACGUUUUGGACGAGAGUUUCGAUGUCGUCAUUUUUAUUAACGACGCCAUAAAGGGACUUGGAUGCGACUUCGUUUCAAUCGAAGAUGCCCUCUGCUCCUAUGAGAGGGUAAACCCAAAAAUCUCCGAAACCUAUGAUAUCUUGGCUUUUCCCGCUCAUCCGUGCCACCGCUUAAUAUUCUCACCAACGGGAAAACUAAACGGCGACGUCGAUGAUAGCAGAAACAUCUACGACGCGGCAGUGGCAGGUGUGAAGAAAGCCGUCGCGAUCGGUUGUGAGCAGCCCCUCCUAGUACUGGGUCCCAUCGCUUCGGCACCCAAAGACGCUCUCUGGGCUGAGGGCGAAUUUCCCCUGUUAAAUGCCGUCCUUGGAGCACUUCACGCACUCUAUCAGCCCCUGGAGAUUCGUGAGGCUUUCCCUCACAAACAGACUAAGUACACGGAACUGGGUGUCUUUGGGGCCUCAGAGGACCUAUUAAAGGUCGCCUCAGCCAUCGAGGAGGGCCGACGGGUGGCCCGUGACAUUGGUGGCUCCGAUCCUGAGCGGAUGGCGGCUCCGCGCAUCGUGGAUUACCUCCAAGAAGAAUUCCAGAACUGUCCCGAUGUUACCGUCAGCGUCACCGAUAUCGACCCUCACGUCUAUCCUUUGAUGGCUGCUGUCGAUAGGGCGACGUCUAGCGUGGAACGGUACCGAGGUCGGGUGGUUCAUCUGGAGUACUGCGGCGGUGAGAAGGUGGACACGAGUCUCUUUUUGGUUGGCAAGGGCAUUACCUUUGAUACGGGUGGCCACGACAUCAAGGCUGGCGGUGUGAUGGCGGGGAUGCACCGGGACAAGUGUGGUGCUGCAGCGGUGGCGGGCUUUCUGCGCACUCUCUCCCUUCUUCGUCCCGCUGGCCUCCGCGUGGUCGCCCACCUCGCUUUCGUGCGCAACGCCAUCGGGCCAGAUGCCUAUGUCGCUGACGAGAUCAUCACCUCGCGUGCUGGCAAACGCGUCCGCAUCGGCAAUACCGACGCUGAGGGACGUAUGGUCAUGUCCGACCUCCUCUGUCUCGCCAAAGAAGAGGCUCUGCAUGCAGUGAAUCCCUUCCUCUUCACCGUAGCCACCCUCACGGGCCACGUCAUUCGUGCCUACAAAUGCUACACGGCAAGCUCGAUUUCUGCCGUCAUGGACAACGGACCCGCACGCAAGUUGGACAUGUCGCACAAACUUCAGAAGGCUGGUGAACGUAUAUCUGACAUGGCUGAGGUGUCGACUGUGCGCAUGGAGGACUUUGAAAUGUGCAAGGGUCACACAGAGUACGAGGAUUUGCUGCAAUGCAAUAACCUGCCCAGCAGUGCAACGCCUCGUGGCCAUCAGUUUCCCGCAGCUUUCAUGAUCUUGGCCAGCGGACUCGAGAAGCACGGACUAGGCUGCGAGAAGCAGCUGCCCUACACCCACAUAGAUGUCGCCGGCAGUGCUGGACUGAUCGACACCCUGCCCACCGCGGCGCCGCUCAUGAUGCUCACCAGCAUGUUUGUCCUGCCUCGAGUGUGGAGUGCGACCAAAUUUUGUAAAGCGGAAAUCCUCUCCUUCAUAGUGAUCCUACUUACUGGGAACAUAAAGACACGAUUUCAAACAAUGAGUUAUGGACUCGAAGAGGCUAGAGCGGGAACUCUGGGACUUCGUCGUUUGAUCUUGGCUCCUAAACGCUUUCGUCAGUUGAUUAAACUCAGCCUUACAGGCCACUAA